ACAUGUUUCAAACAAUUAUUUUAUUAUGCGUGCUUGGUUUCACGUUUGUGCAAACAGCAAAAGAACAUUUACUUUGCAAAUCAGCGCUCCUUGAAGUCUGGAUUACAUUUUGUGAUGAAAAGGACUCCCCAACGUUUUUGGUAGACAACUGUUCAUAUGAUAAGAAAGAGAAAAUGAAUAUCACUAUUAUAUGGAUUCCAAAGAUGAAUUUAGAACAAUUAAAACUAGUGAUUGAGACCUGGCAUCAAUCUAUGAAAUUCAGCAAGAAAAUAGUUGAAAUCUGUUCAGAUAUGGAUGGUGAAUAUGAAUUUUGCAACAUAUUAAAAGGAGAGACUACACAAGUGUCAAUUCUAAAGGACCUUAACAAUAUCUCAUUCUUUAAGGGUACAUUUAUUAUACGUCUUUGGCUAUUUGCUGGUGAAAAAGAAGAUCUCGCCUUUUGUUUUAAUGCGACCUUAAUUUUUAAGUAGUAAGAACAUCAUCCAUUAUAUGUUUUCUUGAUGAAAAAUAAGACCGUAUGACACCUUGCAAUAACAUUU
Messenger RNA from Bombina bombina (fire-bellied toad), 539 nucleotides. Its product is annotated as lymphocyte antigen 96. Gene Ontology annotation, cellular component: lipopolysaccharide receptor complex. Bases 3 to 470 code for a protein of 155 amino acids. Gene Ontology annotation, molecular function: lipopolysaccharide binding; lipopolysaccharide immune receptor activity; Toll-like receptor 4 binding. The transcript is spliced from 5 exons. The record is from RefSeq and is a predicted model, not a curated record. Gene Ontology annotation, biological process: cellular response to lipopolysaccharide; detection of lipopolysaccharide; toll-like receptor 4 signaling pathway. NCBI's taxonomy places the organism in Eukaryota, Metazoa, Chordata, Amphibia, Anura, Bombinatoridae.